Uncinocarpus reesii 1704 is the source of this 1479-nucleotide messenger RNA. RefSeq lists its product as uncharacterized. The transcript has 2 exons. The record is from RefSeq and is a predicted model, not a curated record. Lineage: Eukaryota; Fungi; Ascomycota; Eurotiomycetes; Onygenales; Onygenaceae. Bases 1 to 1479 code for a protein of 492 amino acids.
AUGCUACCCGUCACCCUCGCGGCAAUCAUCUCCGUUUUAACGAUCUGGGGAUCGUUCGCUCCGGUUCCGUUUACGGAAAUCCGCCCCCAGCUCAAUUUAAAAUGGAGGGUGGUAGCAUCGACGAAAACAGUGCUAGUCGUGAGAGGCUGGUAUGAGAGCGUGAAUCUGGCGACAUAUUGCAUCGACAGAUUCGUGUGUCAUCCUCGUCCAUGCUUCCGACGCGUGGAAAACACAUGCCUUGCCGAGCUGGACAGCCUCGCAAACCUGUCCUCUCACGACGCCUUCGAAUUGGAUUUGGCUGCGAUGCAGAAGGCCUCUGUCCCCGUACCGACAAGAACCCUUCCCGUGCCGUCCCGUGUCGUCACCGUCGAGAGUGAACCGUCUGCCGUUCGCUCCCGUGGCGACUCCGACUUGAAAAUGGGACAAGCCGUCUGCAUCGUUGUGGCUUUGGUGUCCUCCUUGGUCAGUGGAUUAAGCUUCGUGCUCAUCAAAUCGGGGGCUAUGACCAAGAACCCCGGUAACCGCUUUGACGACCGACCGCCGCCCACCGAAAGCUUGGUCGAAGAUUCUUCUGUGGAAUCAUCAACCAACGCGGCCGAUAACAGUUAUCGGGGCUGGGAACUCGUUCCAUACACCGGCAACGUCUCUCUUGUGCGCGGAGCUGUUCCAACUUUAACCGUCCCGGUGUCCACCCCGAAGCAGGCAAAGGAAACUCCUCUGGUGGAACUAUGGAAGAACCCAGUUCUCUCUAGAGAACUGAGUUUCCACCCCAUUGUUUCCCAGGAUUUCCAGAACCUGAUUCUGGAGACACCGCGGCCCCAACAGCUCCUCCCCCCAGCGCAACCCCAAGAGCCAGGUGUCAUGGAUUCGACAGCCGAGUUGAACGUUUCAACAACUCCUGACUCGGCACCUAUCCCAGAGGAACCUGUUGGCCCUCCCACGGUGGUAUCAUCCACGGAGUCUUCGCCCGCUGUUCUGCCCGUUGAAAAAGAAGAACAGCCCGAACCGACAACCUCCGAGACUCCAGCGGAGAUACCAGCAACAACCGUGGAGGUUCCCGACACUCCACCAGAGUCCGCCGUCGCCGUCACCGCAGUCCCAGAAAGCGACAACUGCAACAGCAAUGGCACCGAGCCUGCGUUGCCCAAAGAGGAGCAACAAGAACAACAAAAGCAGCAGCAGCAGCAGCAGCAGGAGCAACAACAACAGCAGCCGGAACAACGGCAGCCGGAGCAACAGCUCGAGCAACAACCCGAGCAAAAGCCGCUGCAAAAGCAACAACAAGAAGAAGGACCGCAAGCCGAGUCCGAUAAGGAGGCUGGCGAAGCGGAUCCCGCCGAAAAGAAAAAGCGACGGAACCGACCGUCAAAGAAAACCCGCCAGCGACAAGGACGGGCGCGCCUCCUUGCCGCUCAGGACCAGGCAAUCCGUCAAGCCGAGGAGCAGGUCCAAGCACCUGCUUCCUCCAGCCAGUCUUGA